AUGCUGUUGCUUAUACCUUGCAGAAGACUCGUGUUGGCAGCGUCUCCGACAGGAUGUAGAUGCGAGAGCCUGAAAAAGGUCGUUGACUGGUGUGGUUGCUCUCCGCUGGUAUUCACAAAGGACCACACUCACAAAUUCGCCGUCAAAAAUGCAGUGGCGAAGCCGUUCUAUUUUGCAAGGAAGUUCGAAAGUCUUGUGGACAUCGAUGCCAUUGCUCUGGCCGAGCUACAAGUAAUGCGAGAUAGAGCUCUUCUGCAUAGAAACGAUGUGAUGUUCAAUGUCACCUUUGUGAACCAUUACAAAGCUGAUAUCGACGGAUACUCUGUGCAUUUUUCGCUAAUGGCUGAAACUCUGCUAUCUAUGCACUCAAAAGAGUCAGAUUUUGUUUCGUUAGUUAGGAUCGACGUUGUUAAAAUGCACUCCUCUGCUCCUCAUCAAAUGAUCUUCACAAUUCAGACUCGUUCUUCUCCUGUUCCACUGCAACUUUUGGUUGAGCGGAAGUUGGUGUCUAACAUAGUCUCGCCUGCGAUUACAGAUGGCUUCAAGCUGGAGGUGAUCAUGGCUGGAAUAGAUAUAGACCAUAAGGAGGAGUUUUUCCGUGGAAUAACUGCUUACGCUGAUUUGAACUCUUCACCUACCGUGGCUCUGCGUUGGAGUCGCGUAUAUGAAUUAGCGACCACCGUCAAUGAAACGAAAACCAGUCCCCCCAUACGGUUCACAUGGCGAGGUCCUAAUCAAAAAGCAAUUGCUACUCAGAAGCUUCGUCCUUAUGAUUCUAUUCGUGGGACCCAGUUUGCUUCCUUGAAUCUACAGAAGCUCAACACUACAAAUCUCAAGCCGGGGAUGUGGAGCGUUGUCGUUCAAACCGAUGCUGAAGGAUCUUCGGAAAUUCUUGGAAGUGUAUGGUUUCCGAUUUACUCAACCGAAAAUCAAACACUGUUCCGGUCUCUAGUUCGUGAUUUCUUCAUAAUCAAAGAUAGCUGCGCCACAGAAUGUUCGUCUACAACAUGGAGUACUUUUCAUCCUGAUCCAAAGUCAGACAUUUUAGUCGGUUUUGAUAAGGAAUCUCAAACUCUUGCCUAA
This is a messenger RNA of Haemonchus placei, 1083 nucleotides long. NCBI's taxonomy places the organism in Eukaryota, Metazoa, Nematoda, Chromadorea, Rhabditida, Trichostrongylidae. The record is from the annotation of a GenBank genome assembly.